Parnassius mnemosyne (clouded apollo) is the source of this 3480-nucleotide messenger RNA. The record is from the annotation of a GenBank genome assembly. Lineage: Eukaryota; Metazoa; Arthropoda; Insecta; Lepidoptera; Papilionidae.
AUGCCAGAAGAUAAGGAGCAAAUUAGGAAACGAGCUAGUUACAAGGGACAAAUAACAGCUUUUUCAAAUUAUUUAAAUUCACUGAAGGUAUCUUCAUUGGCUGCUACUGAGGUAAAUGAGUUGCAAUUACGUAUUAGUAGGAUUGAGUCAAUGUAUGAACGAUAUGAUGAGGUACAAUUAUCCAUCGAGUGUAAUACUGAUAAUAUAGACGCCCAGAUAUCAGAACGAACUGAUUUUGAAUCCCUGUAUUUUAAAUCGCUUUCUCUUGCAAAAAGGAUCUUAGCAGAUUGCAUUAAGUCAGAUGACGUAAGCAGUGACGGUGGCUCUCAUUCCGGCAAUCAUAAAUUUGUUAAACUGCCCACUAUUCAACUACCUAAAUUUAAUGGUUCUUAUGAUAAUUGGUUAGAGUUUCAUGACACGUUCAUGAGCCUCAUACAUUCAAAUGACGAGAUAGAUGACAUAAAUAAGUUUCACUAUCUGAGAGCGUCGUUGGAAGGGCCCGCUGCUGUGGUAAUACAGUCAAUCGAAUUCUCGGCAGCUAAUUACACCGUCGCAUGGACUAUAUUAUGUGAUAGAUAUGAUAAUAAAAGACUACUAAUUCAAAAUCACGUGACAGCCUUAUUUAAUAUAGCACCAAUUAAUAAAGAAUUGUCUGUCAACUUAAAACGUCUUAUUGACCAAAUAAAUAAAAAUUUACGUGCACUAGAAUCUCUCGGUGAGCCAACUAAACAAUGGGACACACUUCUCAUUCAUAUUAUUACUCAAAAAUUAGAUGCUAAGACAUAUCGUGAAUGGGAAGAGUCUAAAGGUCGUUUGGAGAAAGAUACACCUAUUACGUUCGAUAUAUUUUUGAUGUUUUUAAAAAAUCGAGCCGAUUUAAUCGAAACACUAGAAAUGUCUAAUUCUGGUGCUACUAACCGUUUAAAUUCUUCUAUAAAAUAUGCUCCAAAAGUUAAGGCAAUGGUUUCAGUGCGGGAUACCGGUAAUAAAAACGGUUCGGCCUUUUCCGCCAAACUGUGUCCUAAAUGUAAGGGUGACCAUAAGUUAAGCAGUUGUCCUCAGUUUCUUGGAUUAAGUAACGAUGUGCGUCUACAGUUACUGCCAGAGUAUAAAGUAUGUUUCAAUUGUCUUAAUUCAGGACAUUAUGCAAAUCACUGCAAAAAGCCAGGAUGCAAAAUAUGCCACCGAAAGCAUAACACUCUCGUGCACGUCGCAGAUUACCAGUCAAAACCAAUUACAGAUAUUAAUACAUCUAACACGAGUAGUGGUAAUAAUAAGCCUGUUAUGCAAGGUCAUUUCGAACAAACAAACAGUUCGACAGGCUCACAGUUGUCAUCCAAUUCUAACGCACAUCUGUCAUUAUCCGCAAAGGUAGGCACUGCAUCGUGUAGUGAACAAGGCGACGUAUUGUUAUCGACGGCAUUAAUUAAAGUUAUAGGUAAGAAUGGUUGUCCAUAUAUUGCUCGUGCUAUUCUUGAUAGUGGCAGUAACGCUUGUUUAAUAACUGAAGAGUUAUAUCAAAGGCUAGGUUUGCCCGCUCAAAAUGUAAAUCAGUCGGUAGUCGGUAUUAAUAAUGCUUCGGCACACAUCAAGAAGAUUUGUAAGGUAUCGAUAAAAUCAUUGAAUGAUAACUUCUCUAGUAAUCUUCAUUGUUUUGUCCUACCAUCAAUAACCCAAAAUGUACCUACUAGAUAUGUUAAUUUGUCAAACUUAAAAAUUCCAUCUAAUAUUUCUCUGGCAGAUCCUAAUUUUCACUCACCUGCUCCCGUUGACAUGCUUAUAGGUGCUGAUGUCUUUUGGGACUUAAUAGGAACGCAGAGAUUAAAAUUAGGGGACGGUCAGCCGAUUCUUUGUGAAACUAGCUUAGGAUGGUUAGUAUCAGGUCCGAUAGAUUAUAGAUAUGUAAAGAAAGGGGUUAACUUUAUUAAAUGUAAUUUUACAAGAAUAUUUCAAGAUGAGGCUAGUAAAGAUUUAGAUGAAGAUAUACAAAAACAAUUAGUACGCUUCUGGCACCUCGAAGAGGUAAGCCCUGCGUCUCUUUAUUCAAACGAAGAAAAAUUAUGCGAAGAACACUUUUUAAAAAACACCACGCGACUGGCAAAUGGUCGAUUUUGCGUGAGGAUACCCUUAAAACAUAAUCCUGACGUAUUAGGUGAUUCUUGGCCACGAGCUAAAAAGUGUUUACUAUCGCUAGAGCGCAGGUUAGCAGGUCAAUCUCAGGUCUAUGAAAUGUAUAAAGAAUUUAUGUCAGAGUAUGAAAGUCUGGGUCAUAUGGAGAAAUGUGAGAAUGAUAAUUUACCACGUAAGAUGCAUUUUAUACCACAUCACGGUGUGCUUCGGGAAAGUAGUACUACUACUAAAUUAAGAGUCGUUUUCAAUGCUAGCAGUCCGACUUCUUCGGGUGUUUCCUUGAAUGAUAUACAGAUGGUAGGUCCCGUGGUACAGGACGACCUUUUGUCCAUUCUUUUACGCUUUCGGCUACACAAAUACGUUCUCACAGCUGAUGUUGAGAAAAUGUACCGGCAAAUAGUCAUUCAUCCCGAUGACCGCUAUUUGCAACAAAUUGUCUGGCGUGAUAACCCUUCAGAACAGCUUCAAGCUUAUCAACUUAACACCGUGACUUACGGCACCUCUAGUGCUCCCUUUUUGGCAACUAGGUGCCUCCAACAAUUAGGCUUAGAGUGUACCGAUGACAAGGUUGCUCAAGUGAUCAUUCACGAUUUUUACGUUGAUGACUUGCUAACGGGAGGGGAUGAUAUUAACGAGGUUACAGAUUUGCGCCGUAAAGUGACUUCCACACUUGCAUCAGCUCAUAUGGUUUUGCGAAAGUGGAAGUCGAAUGAAUCUCAACUGGUUAGUGAAAAUGAUAUUUCUCCGCUUGAUUUGAAUAUUGGUGGCUUUGAACCGACUAAAACUUUAGGCCUUGGUUGGCAAUCACAUACUGACCAACUUUGUUUCCCUAUAGGAGGGCUAUUCUCAGGUAGAACAAAGCGUGAUAUGUUAUCUGUGAUUUCUCAGAUUUUUGAUCCACUAGGACUUCUAUCUCCCUGUGUAAUUAAGAUGAAAAUGCUUCUUCAACAGUUGUGGCUGCUCAAGCUGUCAUGGGAUGAGCAGUUGACGCCAGAAAUCAGCAAGAUGUGGGCUGAGAUAAUAGUCGAUUUACCUAAAUUAAAUACUCUACGUAUUCCACGUCGUGUUAUUUGUGACUCGCCUAGUUUGUUAGAAUUUCAUAUUUUCUCGGACGCUUCUGAGCGAGCAUAUGGCGCUUGUUUAUAUGUGCGUAGUGUUAAUGAUCAGGGUGAGGUUUUAAUUCAAUUAUUGACGGCGAAAAGUCGUGUCGCGCCGCUUAAACCUAUAACAAUCCCAAGACUGGAACUUUGUGGUGCACUUGUUGGAGCUCGCCUUUACCAAAAGGUUGUAGCAUCGCUGAGACAAAGGCUAAGCGCACUUUCUUUUGGACAGAUUCGUCCAUCGUGUUAG